AACCUCUUUUUCUUUUCUUUCUUUACUUCAAAACCUCGUUCCACUCCCUCUAUUUCUCUCACCAACUCUGUUUUAUCACUGUCUUCUCUCUGCUUCCAUUUUUCAUUUAAGCCGCACUUCACGAGUGAGGCAAAAGAAAGUGUGAAAUUAAUGGAGGGGGUCCCAAACCUUUUGGAUAUGGGGAAGGAGAAAGUGAUUUCAAAUGGUACAUUGCUAUCUUCAUCCACAAAAGGGUUUAGAGACAAAAGCAUCAUCAUCACCAACACCAACGUUAUACCUUCCUGGUUAUUCACCAGCAUUUCUGAGUUAGAGGAGAGGAUGAAAGUGCUGACAAUGGGGACAACAGAAAAUGAAGACGAAGAAGUGGGUGACACAUUUGCAGAGAGAGCUGAGUCUUAUUACCAAAAGAGGCCUCAGUUACUUUCCCUUUUGCAAGAUUUAUACAAUGGCUACAUCACUUUAUCUGAUAGGUACAUUCAAACACUUGCAAAGCAGAAACAACAGCAAAACUUGAAUCACCACCACCACCAUAGCAGGCACUCUUCACAGGUUUCAACACUUGAUGGAGGAGGGUUUUCUGACCAAGAAGAAAGUAGCAUUGGGGUAACAAGCAAUGUUGAUUAUUCGGAUACCGAAAGCGCGAUCUCGUACCAACCACAAUCCAAUGUGGUGAAGUUGAAGCAUGUGAAUUCAAGCAUGAGUCCAAUUCUUGAUCUUGAUGUCAUUGUUGCUGAGCUUGUGAUGAAGAAUGUGGAGUGUGAUGUGAUGGUUCAUGAGGUUGGUGCAAUGGAGAGGAAGUACUGCGAAUCAUCGCGGAAGAACGAGCUUCAGAAGAGUCUACUUGAGGUUUUGGAGUCUGAGAGGCUUGUUUUGUUGAAUGAGAAUGCUAGUUUGAGUUAUAGGGUGAACACAUUGGUGGAGGAGAACAAGGAACUUGUGUCCGAAUCGGCUUUCGUGAAGCGCAAGGCAGGGGAAUUGGCGAAAUGUGUGCUCAAGAUGAGGGAGGAUCAUAGAGUGUUUAUGCUGCAUAGGAAGAUUGAGGAUCUUCAGGCUCAGAUUCAUGGAUUGGAGAAGAGGAACAAGGAGUAUUAUGAGAGGCUUCUCAAGAGAGAUAACAACAAUGGUGUUGGUGAUAAUGGAGUAUGCAAAGGGAAUAAGAACAAUGAUGUUGGUGGCAAUGGAAUAUCUUUGGAGGUUCGUGUUCUCAGAAGGUUCAAGUGGAAAGAUGUUGGAAGUGUUUCUUCUUCUUCUUCUACUGGUUCUGUUUCUGGAAGGAGCUUUGAUGAUCUCAAGAAGAAUAAGAAUAAGAAAGGAACUAGUUUGUGGAAGAAGCUCAAGAACAUGGACUUGAUUCUCUGUGGGAUGAAUCCAACAUGUGCUUGAUCCCAAGCUUUCACACUUGCCAUUGGUUUGCGUUUUCAUUCAGUUUUUCUGCUUUCAAAAUUCUAUGGAGGAAAAAGAGAAAAAAAUAUUUCACUUGUUUUUUCUUCAUUUUUCUUUGUUGAAUCUUGAAAAUAGAAAAUAUUAAAAAUGAAAACGCAAAUUUAAUGCAAUUAAAGUACCAAAUUAACCCUCCGAAUUAACCCUCCCAAGAUUAUUGGCCUAAUAUAGUUUCUUAGAAUUUAGAAACUAUAAUCUUGGAGACUGGUUUGAUAGUUUACUUAGAAUCAAAAUAUGUAUACUUUUUGGUUCUUUUACUAAAUGUACUUACUUAUUAGUGUUAACAAGCCUUGAUGUAUAUUCCAAUGUGAGGUCUAUGAAUACCUCUUAGCUAAAGUUAAUCCAUAAUGAUUAAACUAAUUGUAGAUUAGGGAACAUUAUAUUAGAGGCAAUGCUUUUUUGCCUCUACUAUUUAUUAGCUUAUCUAAUUGUGCUAUUGCUGUUUAUUUUGCU
This is a messenger RNA of Arachis stenosperma, 1893 nucleotides long. RefSeq names its product kinase-interacting family protein-like. Bases 151 to 1383 code for a protein of 410 amino acids. The record is from RefSeq and is a predicted model, not a curated record. Gene Ontology annotation, molecular function: actin binding. The transcript is spliced from 3 exons. Lineage: Eukaryota; Viridiplantae; Streptophyta; Magnoliopsida; Fabales; Fabaceae.